UCUCUCUCUGUAUAAAUACAAACACAGAAAGGUGAUGCAGCAGUUGAAUUGAAGAGGAGAAAUAUAUAUUCAUUGAUUCAUGGGGAAAGGAAGAGCACCUUGCUGUGAUAAGAGCCAAGUGAAGAGGGGCCCUUGGAGUCCUUCUGAGGACAUGAGGCUCAUCACCUUCAUUCAGAGACAUGGCCAUGAUAACUGGAGGGCUCUUCCUAAGCAAGCUGGACUGCUCCGAUGCGGAAAAAGUUGCCGUUUGAGAUGGAUUAACUACCUCCGUCCUGACUUGAAAAGAGGCCACUUUACCAAAGAGGAAGAGGAAUCCAUAAUCAAAUUACACGAAGCUUUGGGGAACAAGUGGUCCAAAAUUGCUUCUCAUUUUCCUGGAAGAACGGACAAUGAAAUUAAGAAUGUGUGGAACACUCAUUUGAAGAAAAAAUGGUCUCUCAAGGAUGCAAAUUCAAAUGGAGAUCAUGAGCUAUCCUCCCACAUGAUCUCCUCAUCCUCAUCUUCCUCUACGAAUUCAUUUACGUCAUGUGGGAAACAAAAUAAUAUAGGAGUUGAUGAGAAAGUUGAUCAUCAAGAUUCACAAAAAGAAGUAGGAAACGAAUUAUUUACCACAGCAAAAGACCCAAGACAACAACAACGACAACAACAACAAACAAGUUGUUCUGUUUCUAAUUCCUAUGAUUCAAAUGUCUCAAACUCUAGAUCUGCAGCUGAGGUUUCAAGACCAGAAGAUCAAAUGGAUUCACUGAUCCAUUAUGGAGGACCCUAUGAUGUGAAUAACAUGUUACAGGAGGUGAACAAACCUGAAGGGCUAGAAAUCCCACUGGAGGCUGAUGUUGAGUUUUGGAACAUGUUGGAUAACUUAGACUCUAUGCUGUCUAGUGAAGCCCAAUUUGGUCACGAUCAUCAGGUGGUGAAUGGGUGCAAAAUCUCAAACUCUGUAGAAGUUGAGAACAAAAAGUGGCUGUGCUACUUGGAAAAUGAACUGGGAUUAGAUGCAAUGGGGGAAGAAGAUGAGGUGGCCCCAGAGAAUUUUCAGUGCCAGAUAUUUUCGACGCCAGAUGAAUCGGAUCCAGAAAUUAAUUUUGGGUUAUUUUCCAAUGUGGCCUAGAUCAAUGAUCACAAAUCUGCAAGCCAAUAGGGUGGGGGGUGUGUGAAAGUUGUGGUUCUAAUGAAGAGCAUGUUAAAGUUGACUUUUUAUAGUAGAAAUCCUAACAUGAUAAAAUUAAAGUCCAAUAGGUAUUGAUUGUAGAGUGAAGAAGUGAUACAUUUUUCUUGAUGCUCGAUCUCCUACACACCAUAAUCAAA
This is a messenger RNA of Corylus avellana, 1308 nucleotides long. RefSeq names its product transcription factor MYB58. Lineage: Eukaryota; Viridiplantae; Streptophyta; Magnoliopsida; Fagales; Betulaceae. The record is from RefSeq and is a predicted model, not a curated record.